Trichomonas vaginalis G3 is the source of this 426-nucleotide messenger RNA. RefSeq lists its product as uncharacterized. Lineage: Eukaryota; Parabasalia; Trichomonadida; Trichomonadidae. The coding region runs from base 1 to 426 and encodes 141 amino acids. The record is from RefSeq and is a predicted model, not a curated record. The transcript has a single exon.
AUGAGUCAUAGAGUACAACUUCUUUUGGGUGCAUACCAUAUGACAUUUCCUUUGAAAAGUGUUGACAAAACGAUUGAGAUGAAAUCUGUUCCAUACGUAUGUUAUGGUAAUUGUUUAUACAUUGAGUCUAAAAUAGCUAAUGUCACAGAUAUUUCAGGAGUUAAUAGUAAAGGUUCAGUAGAAUAUAAAUCCUUCUGUUAUGCAGUCAAUUCAAUGUUCAUUCCAAACGUUCCUGUCAUAGCAACUCAUUUAGGUAAAUGGGUUCGCAUUAGUCCUCAUAAUUUGAAAGACAUGCAAUUCAGACUUGUUGACUUUCAAGGAGAGCCUGUAGAACUGAAGGCACCAGUGCGAAUGACUGUUGAAGUUGACUUUUUAGAAAAUAUUAAAUGCAACAGCUUACAAGAGAACUCAGAGCUAAAAAUAUAA